CCUUGUGGGAUCUGGUUCCGUCCAGUCUCGGCUUCUAAUUUUCUCGCAAAAGACCGAGCAUUAACGGCUGAGGCACGUAACAUUAUUGAACUCUAAUGAUGGUGCCUUGGCUGAUAAGUGAGCACGACAGAGCAGGCAACGUGCAAAGUCAUGCACUAGCACGAAAACUGACUUAUCACUCAUCGACGAGGCCCUGCCGGCUGACACCAUCUGUCGUGUCUGUACUGCGGCUGACGGUACUCUGCUUACUUCCGAUGGAUCCUAUUGGUCGGCUGUGACGUGUCGUACCUGCUCCACCGCUCGCCCUGCUCUUGGUCUGGAUAUCGCCAUCUAGUUGUGCCGGUGCGGGACGCGAGGUAUACUUGAUCUCGGUCGCUUGCAGCUUUAUUGAUCAACUCUCAGACGCAGACGGCAGUCAACCGAGUAUUACCUGUCCCGUAGCAAGCCUUGCGUCAUUCCUCUUUACAAAUGCCUCACGGCUCAGCCAAGACAUCCUCCAGAUUCAUUCAUACAAAAAUCUCUAUCUUCGCAAUGGCCAGCUUUUCCCACAAGCAAACUAUCGAGCUCAAAAUGUCGUUCUCAUCAUACGACGAGAAAAAGGACGUCUCCCCGCCCCCGGUCUACCCCAUCCUCACGGCAGGACAGGAAGACGACGUCGCUCGCCCUCAGUACUUUGUCGACAAUGAUCUCAAGUUUGUCGGCGAACAGGGUGGUAACGGUGCGCAAGCAACCUACCAAGAUGCUUAUGGUGCGCCAGUGGAGGGUAAGAACCCGUUAGGCUACAGUGUGGGAUGGUGGUCGGCGUUGUUUCUCAACAUCACGAUGCUGAUUGGAACUGGUAUCUACUCUUUCCCAUCUUCCCUCUUGAAGAACCUCGGCUCUGUCGGUCUCGCCCUUUGCUACUGGCCCAUUGGUCUCCUCAUCUCUCUCGCUGGUAUCUCCGUUUACCUCGAGUUUGCAUCCUACUUUCCCUCUCGAUCUGGUGCCGAGGUCGUCUACCUUGAGCAAGCCUUUACGAAGCCCAGGUACUUUUUCCCUAUCGCCUUUGCCAUCCAGACAGUCAUUUUGUCUUUCGUGUCCAGCAACGUGAUCGUCGUCGCUCAAUACAUCUUCCGAAUGACCGACCACACCGCUACCGACUGGGAAUCCAAAGGUGUCGGAAUCGCGGUCCUCACUGCUUGUACUCUGCCUGUCUGGCUCAGUACCAACGCGUCCCUCCGUAUCUCUAACACCCUCGGUGUCCUCAAGAUCAUCACCCUUCUGCUCAUCAUCAUCCCCGGCUUCGUCGCCCUCGGCGGCGGUUUCAAAUCCGUCCCCGAGCCUACCGCCAACUUUCACAACGCCUUCGAGGGCAUGUCCUCCAAUGGGUACAACCUCUCCAAUGCGCUCGUCAACAUCAUCUUUUCUUAUGGCGGUUACACCAACUCCUUCAACUUGGCAAAUGAGAUCAAGAACCCUAUCAAGACUAUCAAGAGGACAGCGAACACUGCGGUCAUCUUUGUGGCCAUCCUGUACAUCUUGACCAACAUUGGAUACUUUGCAGUCUUGACCAAGUCUGAGAUCACAAACUCCACCCAAGUCACCGCCACCGUCUUCUGGAACAAGAUCUUUGGCUCUAAAGCCUCCAAAGCUCUUACUAUCCUCCCCGUUCUCUCGGCUGCUUCCAACAUUGUCAACGUCAUCGUUGGCCACUCUCGUAUGAUCCGUGAGAUUGGUAGGCAGGGCGUUCUGCCCUGGCCCAGAUUCUGGGUAUACACUUGGCCUUUUGGGACACCCACUGGGGCGUUGAUCGUGAUCUACAUCAUAUCCUUCAUCGUCGUCGUGGCGGCCCCUGCUGGAGAUGCUUUCAGUUUCAUCGUCGCUCUUUCCAAUUACCCCUCAUCCUUCUUCCUUGCCCUCAUGACCGUCGGUCUGUUCAUCGUCCGCCGUCGUAGGGCAAGGCUCAAUUUGCCUCCUUCCGAGUACCGCUCGUGGACGUUUGUCGUUCUGUUCUUCUUGGCGAGCAACAUCUUCUUGCUGGUCAUGCCUUGGGUGCCUCCUCCCGGCGGUCUCAAUGGAGGCAGUUACUCGUUCUUCUACGCUUCGAGUAGCUUGACUGGUAUCGGAAUCAUCGCUACCUGCGCCCUCUACUUCUUCGUUUGGACCCGCUGGCUCCCCAAAUGGGGCAACUACCAGCUCCGCCAAACUGUCGUCACCUUGCCAGAUGGGGCUGUCACGCACCAGAUCAUCAAGGUGAAGAAUGAUGAGGUGGAUGCUUGGGAUGCGAAACAUGAUAUCGCGGGGAGGAGCUUGGAUGAGAGGGAGGCGGAUGCUUAGAUCGCGGGGAUUAAGAGGUCUGAUGGGGCUUGUCUGAUGGGACUUGGAGGCUUGAUGGUUCUGGUGUUCCGGUAUAAUGGUUGAAUAGAAUGAUCGUUAGAAGUUUGUUUGGGAUUGUCUUCUUGGGGGCACGAGUAUGGUAUCGUCUUUGGGUAUCUCGGGGUAUCUGUUGUUAUGUAGCGUUG
Molecule: messenger RNA, 2501 nt
Organism: Cryptococcus amylolentus CBS 6039
Lineage: Eukaryota; Fungi; Basidiomycota; Tremellomycetes; Tremellales; Cryptococcaceae
Exons: 7
Coding region: 469-2316 (615 amino acids)
Biological process (GO): amino acid transmembrane transport
Cellular component (GO): membrane
Molecular function (GO): L-amino acid transmembrane transporter activity
Source: RefSeq, a predicted model, not a curated record